This is a messenger RNA of Salvelinus sp. IW2-2015, 1708 nucleotides long. The record is from RefSeq and is a predicted model, not a curated record. NCBI's taxonomy places the organism in Eukaryota, Metazoa, Chordata, Actinopteri, Salmoniformes, Salmonidae.
ACCGCCAUUUUAAGUUGAGGACAGAUCGUUUUCGCCCCCCCUGGCAAGAAGCUAACCAAGCUGAAGCCUCUGUAUCUCUUGGUUGCUGAAGUAUAUUCAUCUGUGGGAAAACAUCUUGCUUUGAACAAAGAGAGCGCACGCUCUUAUUCCACGUUGCCUGAUUCGGGCUCUCGGAGUUUUAAAAGGAUUGAAUGAAGAGUUGAGGUGAAAGAUGACCCAGUUUUUACCCCCCAAUCUGCUGGCCCUAUUUGCGCCCCGGGACCCCAUACCAUUUCUGACCCAGUUGGAGAAGCUUCCCCAUGAAAAACACCACAAUCAGCCAUACUGUGGCAUCGCUCCCUUCAUCAGGCACUUUGAGGACCCCAGAGAUGCCCCUCCCCCCACUAGGGCAGAAACUCGUGAUGAGAGGUUGGAGAGGAAGAGGAGGGAGAAGAUCGAGAGGAGACAGACGGUUGUGGAGACAGAACUGAAGCUCUGGGAUCCACACAAUGACCCCAAUGCUCAGGGGGAUGCCUUCAAGACCCUGUUUGUYGCUCGUGUGAAUUAUGACACCACGGAAUCCAAGCUUCGCCGUGAGUUUGAGGUCUACGGACCCAUCAAACGGAUCUACAUCGUCUACAACAAGCGGUCAGGGAAGCCCAGAGGCUACGCCUUCAUAGAGUACGAGCACGAGAGAGACAUGCACUCUGCCUACAAGCAUGCAGACGGGAAGAAGAUCGACGGAAGGAGAGUGCUGGUGGAUGUGGAGAGAGGCCGCACUGUGAAGGGAUGGCAUCCCCGCAGGCUAGGCGGUGGUCUUGGUGGGACAAGGAGAGGUGGGGCUGACGUCAACAUCAAGCACUCUGGAAGAGACGACACCUCACGUUACGAUGAACACCCCACAAUUGGAGGGGAACGAGAGCGUGAACGUGGACCUGAGCCCAGAGGGGAGCGCAGAGAGCGCAGCCGUGAGCGUGAACGUGGGGGGGAGAAAGAGCGCGGUGGCGAAAGACGGCGGUCCCGGUCCCGGGAAAGACGCAGGCGCAGCUCCCGCUCCAGGGAGAGGGGCGACAGGGCUCUAGGCCUGGCAGUGCCUGGAGAGGAGAGCAUAGUGGGUGGCAGGAGGAGAGACCGAGAGAGGGAGCGGGGGGGAGGAGGGCCAGGGGGAGACAGUCAUAGCAGGGAGAGGAGCAGAGACAAAGGUGAAAGGAAGCGGAGGAGCCGCAGCCGAGAGCGCAAGCGAGACCGGGAGAGGAGCAAGGGUGGCGAGGGGGAUGAGGGCAUGGGGCUUGCAGACGGUAUGAUGGGGGAGGGAGGAGAGAAGAUGCCUGAAGAGCCUAGUGUGGGUGAGGAAGUGGGAGAGGAGCGCGGCGGGAAGGAGCGGGACAGGGAGCGGGACCGUGACCGGAGGCGCAGCCACAGGGACAAGGACCGGGAGAGGGACCGGGAGAGGCACAGGGGGGACAGGGAGAAYGACAGGGAGCAUAAGAGAGACAGGGAGCGGGGUGGCGGGGAGCGCAGGGAGGACCGGCAUGGCUCUCUCCUGCUCCCCUCGGCCGAGCAGGACGACGUGGGUAACGGGAGGCGGGCGAACGGGCGAAGCAGCCGCCCCAGCCAGAGGAGAACAGCCAGAAUGGGUUUGAGUGACCAGGAGUCGGUGCAGUCGGGAGAGGGCUACGUUUACAAUAGAACGGCUACAAGGUGGAGACCCAGGCAGCACGAGUACUAA